Acanthosepion pharaonis is the source of this 1998-nucleotide messenger RNA. NCBI's taxonomy places the organism in Eukaryota, Metazoa, Mollusca, Cephalopoda, Sepiida, Sepiidae. The record is from the annotation of a GenBank genome assembly.
AUGGAGUCUCUUUCUUUAUAUCACAUAAAGAAAAUGAGAACGUCCCUCUUCUCUUUUUCUCUCACUCAUGAAGAAAAUAAAUCUUUCUCACUCUCUCUCUCUCUAUCUCUCUCUCUCUCUCUCUUUAUUUUUCAUGAAAAAAGUCUCUCUCUACGUUUCUCUCCCCCUCUCAUAAAGAAAAAGAGAAUUCCUCCCCUCUCUCUCUCUCUCUCUCUCUCUCUCUCUCUCUCUCUUAAAAGAGAAAAUAAUUUUCACUUUUACGCUCUUUUCUUAAAGAAAAAGUCUCUCUCUCCAAAAAGUCUCUCUCUCCGUUCCUCUUAUUCUCUCAUAAAAGAGAAUUCUCUCUCCCCACUCUCUCUCUCUCUCUCUCUCUCUCUCUCUCUCUCUCUCAAAAGAGAAAGUCACUUUCACUUUUUUCUUUCUUUUCUUAAAGAAAAAGUCUCUCUCUCUCUCUCUCUCUCUCUCUUCCUACCACUUAGACGAGAUCACUGGCCAUCAAAGAACGAAAGAAGACGUGAAAAUCUAAAACUAUUAAUUAUUCCUUUUCUCCAUUUUCUAUUCGCACAUUUCUCUUUCUUUCCCUUUCAUUUCUUCUUUUCGUCUUUUCUUUCUCUUUCCUUUAUUCAAUUUAAUAGACACACUCAUCCUUUUUUCGCUUCCAUUGAAAAAUUUUCUUACGCUUUCAGCUAUAUUUCUCUAGUUCUCGCUUUCUAUUCUCCCUCUUCCUCUAUUUUCUCCCUCCCUCUUCCUCUACUUUUCUCCUUCCCUCUUACUUUUUUUUAUUUUCCUCUGUUGCUCUGUCUCGGCUAUAUAAUAUCUCUCUCUCUCUCAGAUUCUAUACUUUCUCUAUUUCUAGCUUCCUCUUUCCUUUAUGCUAUUUUUCUCUUUCCAUCUUUCACUUUCUCUCUUUCCCAUCUCAACAUUUUCAUUUUUCACCUUUUCCCUCCUCUCUCUUUAUCUAUCUAUCUAUCUAUCUAUCUAUCUAUCUAUCUAUCUAUCUAUUGCUUUAUUCCACUAACAAGUAGACUGUCUUGUACUCCAGACAGUAAACUCACCUUCGUCUUAAUGAGUUAUCUUGUCCAAAUCAAGUUGCACUUCUCUUUACCGAUUUACCAUCGACCAUUCGUCGUUAUAGCGGCCAUUGCUAGAGAAUAUCGCUGGUCGGCCGGUCAUCAUUUUUCUUCAUCAUCGUUUACCAUUCUGAUCUCUCCCGCUGUCACUGCUCUGGUCAUUGGUGUCCUGAUCGCUCGGAGGCCGGCAUUCUUUAGCCUCUCCUCUGAUUCGUUUCCUCACUCUUUGCUAUUAGCUGCAACGUUACCUUCAUCCGUUUUACAAAUCUCUCUUCGACAGCGAAUCACCCGUACUCAAUUUAUCUUCAUUUUCAUCUUACAAUUUCCUUAUUACUGUCUCUCUGUUUCUCUUUUCAUCUUCGCUUUUCUUUCACUCUUUUCUUUUCUUUCCUUCCCUUUUCUUUCCUUUGCCUCUUCUAUUUUUCUAUUUUUCCUUUCUCUCUUUGUCGCCUCUUUUCCUCUUCUCUUUUCUUCUCUUUUUCCUCUCUUUUUAGCCUCUUUAUCCCUUCUUUUUCUCUUUAAUUUCCCUUUUUUUUUCCUUCUUCGUCUGCUUUUUCUUUUUUUUCUUGUUUAUCUUUUCUUUCUCGCUUGCUUCCUUCAUUUCUUUCUUUUUCUAUUAUUUCCCUUCUCAUUUAUUUUUUCUUUAUUUAUUUUUCUUUCUUUCGUUUUCUAUUUUCCUUUCUUUCUUUUUUCUUUCUUUCUUUUUCCUUUCUUUCUUUUUUUUUCUUUCAGUUCGCCUGGAGGCAUCUGGCAUCCUCUUUCUAUUUUUUCUUUUCAUAUCUCUUUAAGACACUCUAUCCUUUUGCUCAAAUUCUCUUUCUUAAUCUAUGACCUCCGCAUUUACUAUUUCCAAUCUGUCCUCUCACACUCUCUCUCUCUCUCUCUCUUUAUUCCUUUCUCUCUCUUUCCUAGGCUCAAUUACAUUUGA